Messenger RNA from Dreissena polymorpha, 8526 nucleotides. RefSeq names its product acyl-CoA Delta-4 desaturase-like. The record is from RefSeq and is a predicted model, not a curated record. Gene Ontology annotation, molecular function: oxidoreductase activity, acting on paired donors, with oxidation of a pair of donors resulting in the reduction of molecular oxygen to two molecules of water. Gene Ontology annotation, biological process: lipid metabolic process. Bases 471 to 1769 code for a protein of 432 amino acids. Gene Ontology annotation, cellular component: membrane. NCBI's taxonomy places the organism in Eukaryota, Metazoa, Mollusca, Bivalvia, Myida, Dreissenidae. The transcript is spliced from 13 exons.
UUAUUAAAUAUCAGUGUAGCCUAUGAAGCAGACUGCCGGUUUGCGAAAAUUACAACUAAUAAUACUCACAGAACAUAUGACAUAACAUUACAGUUGCUACAUACGCAUGAACAUUAUCUUUAGAUCUCUCGUGACUGUUGUAUGGCAAAAGGUCAACUUUCACAUGCUACACUGUGGACAACCUCCCUGAAGUGUGAUGUUGUCUGCCCUCAGUGUUAACUGGUAGAUAACUGAAACUGAUAUUGACUGAAGUGUGAUGUCGUGUGUCCUAAGUGUUAACUGGUAGUGUCCUAAGUGUUAAGUGGUAGAUAACUGAAACUGAUAUUGAAAACUGUUGCAGCCCGACUUCAAGAGUGGAUUAAAAACUAGGAUAUAUAUUCAAGACACUUUAUAUAAGCAGGGUGCAACAGUGAUUGAAGAUAUUACCAAUUUUUUUGAAACACUUUCUCUAAUAUUUCUACUACAAGACCAUGGGAAAAGGUGGCCGAAGGUCGGCUAGUCAAGAGUUGACCUGGUCAGAAGUCCAGAAGCAUGUUUCGAGAGAUGACCGGUGGAUUGUGGUGGACGGAGAGGUUUACGACGUGACACACUGGUCCAGGAAGCAUCCGGGGGGGUCCAGACUGAUAGGCCAUUAUGCUGGGCAAGAUGCUACAGAGGCCUUCAGUGCCUUCCACAAUGAGCUGGACCAAGUGCGCAAGUACCUGAAACCCCUGCACGUCGGUACACUCAAGAAUCACGAGGACAACGAGAUGAACAAGGACUUCCGUAUGUUGAAGCAGGCAGCCAUCAAGAUGGGCCUGUUUGAGCCAAGUUUCACCUUUUACACGCUGAUACUAGCCCACAUUGUGCUGUUACUGGUCGGCUCCUAUGUGGUACUCUACAUGUACGGGAAUGUGUGGUGGGCCGUGCUUCUCUCCCUUGCGAUGUUCUCCGUUGCACAGGUGCAGGCCGCAUGGACCCAGCAUGACUUUGGACACCUGUCUGUGUUCAAGACGUCCACCCUGGACCACUUCAUGCACCAUCUUGUCAUGGGCCUGAUGAAGGGAGCCUCUGCAAGCUGGUGGAACCACAUGCACUACCAGCACCACGCCAAACCGAAUGUGAUUGACAAAGACCCUGAUGUCCGCAUAGAUCAGCUGUUUGUCGUAGGUGAGGUGAUGCCAGUCAGGGUUGCCCAAGAGAGAAAGAAAAGCAUGCCAUUUAACCUUCAGCACAAGUACUUCUUUGCCUUGGGACCUCCGCUGCUCUUCCCAGUUUACUUCCAGUAUAUGUUGUUUCGGCAUGAAGUGACCAGAAAACUUUGGAUGGAGCUGUUUAUUACCCUUUGCUUUGUUUUUGGCUUCUACUACCUGACCAUUCCGAUUCUUGGAUUGAGUACCAGUAUAGCCUUCUACUUCUCCUUUAGGUGCAUAGAGAGCCAUUGGUUCACGUGGGUGUCACAGUCCAACCACAUUCCGAUGAAUAUCCGUAAUGACGAGGCCAAUCCCUGGCUGAAGCUGCAGAUACAUGCAACCUGUAACAUCGAGAAGUCUGCGUUCAACGACUGGUUCACCGGACACCUGAACUUCCAGAUUGAACACCACCUUUUCCCCACCAUGCCACGGCACAACCUGUACAAGAUAGCUCCUCUAGUGAAGUCGUUGUGUGAGAAACACGGCGUGCCAUAUAUUGUCAAGCCUCUCUGGACUUCCUUUGUAGAUAUCUACAAGACCCUAAAGACAUCUGGAGAACUAUGGGAAGAGACCUAUCAGGCAUUCCACAGUGGCUAAGAGACAAAAACAAGAACAACUUUAGCCUCCACCUGCCACGUAACUUACCAUGGAUUUUAUAGUCAGCCAACUGAAAGCCUAAAUUCUCUGAAGAAAUGCAGUCAAAACUUCAUUAUUUCAGUCUUAAAUUCGGUCUCUCUUGUAUUAAGCAAAACUUUUCUUUCAUAGGACAUCAUGGCAUAAUGGAAUUUUGUUUGUUGAUGUGAUAUACCUUCGUGUAUUGUUUGAUGUUUAUUUCACAACACAUUGCUGUGUUGCAAUUAAAAUUUUGUCUUCGAUUCACUUAAAAACCAAUAUUUCAAACGAUUAAUUUUUGGAAACUAUCAUGAAAGACAUUCAGAAAAUGAAAACAUGAGUGAAUACUACUAACAUUCUUAGAGUGUUCUCAUGUGUUAAGAAUCAGAAAUCUAUUUAAACUAUUUAGAACUUAUUUAAAGUAGAAAAAGAAACGAAAGAAAUGUGGUCCAUCUUUUAAACUAUCAAGUUAGCGUUGUAUCUUUAGAAAGUUUUCAAACAAACUAGGUGCGAGAGAGAUCAUAAUUAUAUGUUACUAAAAAUACCAAGACUAAUAUAGUUAAAUCUAGAAACAAUAACCUGUUGUAUAUUUAACCCUUUCCCAGUCUUCGAAAUUAGCUUUGAAAAGUUACAUGCCAGUCGGGCCAGUUACUUAAGAAUUUUUACAUGCCCAACAUAUUUUUUACAUGCCCAAACUUUUUUAACCAAAAUUAUAACUAAUCACAACAUUUUAACACUUACAUGCUACACAUAGUAAAGCAGAACAUUUGUUUCAAUAGUAGUGAAUACAAUUACAUCUAAUCAAUCACUAGAAUUAAGACGGUCGAUCGUUACACCAGUGCUCUUGAAAAGAGCGUUCUCUGGUGUCCUCGUACCAUUUCUUGGCUUCCUUUUUCUCUAAAUCAUUAUCAAUUUUCUAUUUUGGAAGUGCUUUAUCGGGCUUAGCCCCAUCAACAUAUUUAAGAUACUUCCUCUAUGUCGACAAUGACAUUUGUUUACAUUGACAAAAACGGAAGCGUAUUACUUGAUUGAAAUGAUCGAUUCAAAAAGCAUCUUCUCGAUUAAUGUCUAGAGAAACCGUCGAUAAGAACCGAAUGUGACCGAACUGCAUCGGUCAAAAACAAUAACAAUGACGUGUGCAAGCAGGUGCGUGUUGUUAAACCAAUCGAAUUUCAUUGUUUUACAACUUACGGCAAGGUGUUUGUUCGCAAAAUUGAAAAAUAGGUCUGCAAAUAUCAAGAACCGCUUACGAUUUUUUUAUUUACUGUCAAUUGGCUUCAAUAAUUUACAUGCCCGGCGGGCCACAAACGUGAAUUUUUGUUUGUGCCCGGCAGUAAUUUUACUCGCCACGGGCGAUAGGGCGUGUGCUAAUUUCGAAGACUGCUUUCCCACUCGGAGGCAAAGUGAAAAUGGCUAUCGUCAAACAGUAUUAAAGCAGAACAGCCUGCGAGUAACUCGCAGUCUGUUCAGGUUUUUUGCUGUUUGCUGCUCAUCAGUAUAUAAGGGUUGGGAAUGAAGCCUUUAAAACUUAAAUCUAGUAAGGUCUUUAAUUAAAUUUAACUUUCUAAGGGAGUUCAAAUGCAUCAAAAUACGUAUCUAAGUGGUAACGGCUAAAAUAAUUUCAUGUAGCAAUCUUAAUUAAACAUUUUAUACCAUUAAGUUUUAAUGACCUUAAUGCUUUUAGUAGAGUUUGUAACAUUUGAAUUGAACAAACGAAAUGCCUAAAGUUAAAAAAUAUAGAGAUUGUAUGCUUAGACCAUUUGUUGAUCAAAUGAAGUGAUUGUAGAAGUUAUUUAUCAGUAUAUUUUUUUGUUGCAACCAAUGUUAGGGAUUUCCACUGAUGUUACUACAGAGUUGUUUACUCUUGGAUAUAAACGUUUUAAGGUGUAGUUGAAUUCUGUAGUUUUGCUCUUUUAAUGUGUUUUUGAAGUGUGUGUUUUUUCACAAGAUUGCACCUAUUUUUUCUUAUAAAUUCUGUUGGCUUUAGAAUGUGUUUUUAUGUCCCCCACCACUAUAGUUGGGGACAUAUUGUUUUUGCCCUGUCUGUUGGUUUACUGGUUUGUUGGUUGGUUGGUUUGUGUGUUUGUUUUUGCAAACUUAAACAUUUGCAAUAACUUUUGCAAUAUUGAAGAUAGCAACUUCAUAUUUGACUUGCAUGUGCAUCUCAUAGAGCUGCACAUUUUGAGUGGUAAAAGAUCAAGGUUAUCCUUCAAGGUCAAAGGUCAAAUAUAUGUGUCAAAAUCGCUAAUUUAAUGUACACUUUUGCAAUAUUGAAGAUAGCAACUUGAUAUUUGGUAUGCAUGUGUAUCUCAUGGAGCUGCACAUUGUGAGUGGUGAAAGGUCAAGGUCAAGGUAAUCCUUCAAGGUCAAAGGUCAAACAUAUGGGGAUAUAGUGUUUCACAAACACAUUGCUUGUUUUCUUUCUUUUUUUGUAUUUUUUUAAUACAAUGAUAUGAUAUUAAGUUUAAGGAAUAGUGCAUAUUACAUGUGUUGCUAUUAAGAGAAUAUGUUUAUUUUGAUAUAAUAAUUAACACAUUUUGAGAAAAAUAUUGAAAUUGUUGUCCAUUUUGGCUUAGUCUUGUGACUUAAUUCUUCUUUAAAUGUGGAGACAACAUCCUAGGUCUGCAAUGGAUCAACUAUCAUGUCUAAAGUUUAUAUAUAAUAAACCUUCAAAUAUGAAGUAUAGCCACAUAUGAGCAUUUGCUUUUUGUUGCAAAGCAUAGCUUUACAUUGUUUGGUGUCACAUUUUGAACAAACUUUUCAACAUUUCAAAUCUUGCAAUUUCAUUACUUUUAAAUACAUAUGCAUGUUUAGACACAAAAAUGCUUACAUGUUUCAUCAUUUUCCUUCAAAUUUAUGAGCAAUUAUUAGUUUAUUUUCUUUCAAUUUUUUUAUAAUGUGAUUGAUGUCUUGAAACUUGCCAUUAGUAGUCUACAUGUAACUCUAGCUUAACUUUUAGCAUACCAAUAUAUGUCUGUUAUGUUAACUCUUUCAGUGCUGGAACCGAAUUUUGAAGGCCUUUGCAAACAGUUUUGAUCCAGAAGAGAUGCCACAUAACGUGGCGUCUCAUCAGGAUCCAAACUGUUUGCUAUUCUGAUAGUAUUCUUUGAAUUUUUUUUAAAGAAAAUGCUAUUUUAAGAAAUUCAGCAGACAACAUUUUAGCAGACGACAAAUUACCCAGCAUGCAAAGGGUUAACUAAAUCAAUUUUGUAUUAAAACAAUUAUUUUGAUGAUAUAAUUUUUCAUAACAGUUCAAUUAACAUGUUAUAUUUUAUGAAAUCCAUGACCAUUUUGCUUCUUAAUGGGAUCAAAAUAUUGCAGUUUAAAAUUAGUGAGUGUUUUUUUAUAACUCUUAUUUUGUGCAUGUUUGUUUGUGACAGAAAAAUACAUUAUUUGGAAAAUGGUUGUAUAAGUACUUUGAAAAUCAUUUUACUACGAAUUUUGUUGUAGUUCAGAGUUGAAAUCCAUUGUUUUGAUUUUGUUGACUGUCUUCAUAUGCGAUAAGUGAAUGUAUUAGUUUUUGAACAAAUUUUCUUUAAAAUAUGUGUUUAGAAUUUAAUGUUGUUUGACAUGUUAAGUGUGCUUUGAUUUUGUGAUUUCAUACAAUGUGAUAGUAAGUGUUAUUUAAGUACAAUUUUUGUUAAAUGAAUGUUUGUCAGCAUAAUGAAUUCCUAUAAAAUAAAAAGUGCUAUGAUUAUAUACAUAUAGUUUUAUGUCUUGAGAUUUUGUAUGAACAUAUUUAUUUUGUGUAUUGUAAACUUUGUGUAAUAUUAUAUCUUCAUAACACUUAAACUAUAUUUUAUUACAAGUGAUUGGACAGAUAUUCUGCUACCUUCCAUACAAUAAUUUUUAUAGAAAUUUGUUAAGUUUUGCUUGUAACCUUUGCGGCCAGUUCAAUUAAAUUGUAUUAUGUACUUUCUCAAAGUAAGUGAAAUUAUUGUAUAAAUAGUUAGUUUGUCUGUACAAUAUUGUUCUGUGCUUACAUUAAAUUUUAACCCUUUGCAUGCUGGGAAAGUUGUUGUCUGCUAAAAUGUCUUCUGCUGAAUUUUUAAAAUUAGCAUUUUCUUUGAUUUUUUUUCAAAGAAUACUAUCAGAAUAGCAAACAGUUUGGAUCCUGAUGAGACGCCACGUGGCGUCUCAUCUGGAUCCAAACUGUUUGCAAAAGCCUUCAAAAUCCGGUUCCAGCGCUCAAAGGGUUAAACUGGAUGUCUGAGUAUCCUAGGCUGAUAUUCAACUUAAGUCUAAAAAAAAAAAAACGAAUAUUCUUAAAACAUUAAAAUGCUAGUAUUAUUGAAAGUAAAUUGUAGCAUGACAGUGAAGACUUUAAAUAUAUAUUUUUUUGUUAAGAGCAAUAUGUUUUUGACUUAAGCACCGUUUUCACCCUGUAUGUAUGCAAAGUAUGAGGGUUUUUGCCCCAUUUAUUUACCAUUGUGUAUUCUAAAGUCUCAGAAUGGGUUGGCAAAUGGGCUUUCAUUUUUUAAGUUUAGAUUGAAAUAUUUAAGUAUUUAAGUAUUGAAAUAAAGUAAACAUUAAGGUUUUAAGUUGGAUUGUAUCAAGAAAUCAGUAUUUUAAUUUUGGAAAUUUGCAUUCACAUGAUCUGAGUAUUUUAUAAUUGAAAUGAAGUGAAAAUUAAACGAAGUUCAAGGUACGAUUUUAUCAUACAUAGUAAGUCAUACAUACAACUGUGUUUACACAAAAUAAGUAAGAAAGACAAUAUAUUUAACAUGUUGCCCCUUAAAUGAUGAUACGCCUAUGACUGUUAUUCUGAACAUUCUAGAGUUUCCAUGGCUGCAGUUGUGGAAAUACUGUGGCAAAAACUGAGAGCAACCGACUCAAAAUCUUCUUUUCACACAAGCCAUGUAUGUUGCAAAAACUGGUAACUAAUAAGAUAUUUUACUUAUAUCCAUGACAUGUGGUGUUCUAUUGGUGUCCAAUAUUAUGCUUUUAUAUCUGCACUUGUACAUGUAUAUCAUGCGGUGAUUAUUGACUUGUGUUACUUAUUAAACUAACAGGGUAUACAGUCUUCAUAAUAAAUGACAAUGAUUAUCAAAUUACGCUCAUAUCUCAAGAAGUAAACCAUAUAACAGCUUAAGCUCAUGAUAGUUGGUUAAUAACUUAAUAUAUUGAGUACCAGGCUAUAUAAUCUUUCUGUCUCUGUAUUUGUUAUGAAUAUACUCUCUUUGCAUUGGCUUAAUUUACACAUAAUCUUUGAACAAAACACAUACUUACUAUGUUUAAUCAUUAUUAUAUUCUGUGUUUUUUAAACUAUUAUAUUAAUUAAUCUAUCAUAUUAAUUAAAUAUGUAUUUGUAGAUUUUGGUGAGUUUUGAAGACGCUAUUUGCUUCUGUCAAUUUGUUGUUGAGAUUUUGUUAAUAGGUCUAUUAUUUGAAACACCCCAGCAUUUUCAUAAAAUUUUAAUUGACUUGAUGAACUUACUUUUCCUUAAUCAUUCUUACUUUGUUGGUGUGAAAUUUGGGCAUUCUAACAGAAAAUAGAGUUUUAUUUUUGGCAUGUCAUUUUCUGCUUGGUUUAUUCACAGCUGUUAUAGUUCUAGUUGCGCUCUAACCAGUAUUUAUUAGCUGUGUUACUUAUCAUAAAAAUGACAGCACGUUCAUUUGUUAAUUUAUAUUACCAUUUAGGGUUAACCCUUUCCCACUCAGAAGCAAAGUGAAAAUGUCUAUGUGCAAACAGCAAUAAACCAGAACAGCCUGCAAGUAAAUCACAGUCUGUGAAGGUUUUAUGCUGUUUGCUGUUCAUCAGUAUCUAAGGGUUGAAAAUUAAAUCUUAAAAACUUGAAUCUAGUAAGAAAGGUCCUUAAUUAAAUUAAACUUGCUAAGGAACUACAAAUGCCUCAAGAUAUGUAUAGAAGUGGUAAAGGGUAAAAAUGUGCUUUUGGCUCCACUCAGUUGAUGUUUUAGGGAGUUAUUACCUGUAAUUUUGUUUCACGUUUAAUCUUCUACACUAUUUCUUGUAUUAUGACAGUUUAUAUGCAUCAUCCCUCCUGGCUUGACAUGUUUACCUUUUUAGGUUGUACCACACCAACAAUUUUUCAGGAGUUAUUGCUCUUUGGUUAAUACUGACGUUUUCUAAUGAAUUUUACAUUUGGGUCAUGCUCUGUGAAAAGGGGGUUUAAUGCGUGUGCAUAAAGUGUAGUCCCAGAUUAGCCUGUGCACUCCGCACAGGCUUAUGAAAGAUGACUUUUUUUGUCUAAACUGUUUUUUUUAAAGAAAAAAAUCAUAAAAGCGGAAAGUGUUGUCCCAGAACAGUCUGUGCUGACUGCACAGGCUAAUCUGGGACAACACUUUAUGCAUGUGCAUUAAACCACCUUUUCACUGAGCGCGGUCCAUUUCUUUGUGAGAUCCCAGGCACUGAAGAUCCUAGCAUGAUGAAACUGUAUUAUGCAGUAAUCCUAGGGGGUGGACAUGUACAAUUUAUCUUGUCGUUUCGCUCCAGUGAGUUUUAAAGGAGUAAUUUCCUUUUUAUAAAUACGUUUCCAAAUAACACAUACAUCGACAAAGGGCAUCAUCCGGGAACAUCCAGGUGUUUCACAGAUAUUCGUGCUUCUAUUCUAAAUCACCAAGCUGUCAUGCCUAUUAGUAUUUAACGAUGAUAAGGCAACGGCAUCAAUUUGUUAUUGUACUAGAAGCCUUUUUGAAGUCACGUAUCGUUUUGUGUGCACUGAGUCACUAGUUUGUAAACGUUCGUUUUUCUGCAGUGUAGCAAUAAAUUUCAUGAGAUUGUA